Messenger RNA from Eucalyptus grandis, 1004 nucleotides. RefSeq lists its product as uncharacterized. The record is from RefSeq and is a predicted model, not a curated record. Gene Ontology annotation, molecular function: protein binding. Bases 372 to 1004 code for a protein of 210 amino acids. Lineage: Eukaryota; Viridiplantae; Streptophyta; Magnoliopsida; Myrtales; Myrtaceae. The transcript has 2 exons.
GCUGUGAAUGCUUGGUGGAGGUUGAUCAAUCUGUCGGAUAUCUUGACAAGUUAGAAUUUUUAUCAUUAGAUGCGUGCUCUAAGCUUAGUAUCUUUCCUAGCAUACUCAAGACAAAAUCUCUUCGCGAACUUUAUCUCUCUGGUUGCUCUAAACUCGAGAAGUUCCCUGAUAUUCUGGUAAAGAUAGAACAUCUAGAGGAACUUAAUCUAAAAGGAACAGCUAUUAAAGAACUCCCUGCAUCCAUUGAUAAUCUUGUCUCUCUAAGGCAAAUAAUUUUAUGGCACUGCAAAAAUCUCAUAAGGCUUCCAUCGAGCAUUUAUAAAUUGCAAAAUCUGGAGCAUUUGGGUCUUAAUUAUUGCUCAAAUUUUAUCAUGUUUCCAAAGAACUUGGAGGAUCCAACUGAUCUUGAUGGUGGCUUGGGAUUCCCAAAUCUAGACAGUCUAAGUCUUUGGGAUUGCAAUUUAUCAGGGUUAGAUUUCCUCGAGGGUUCUUCCAAUUUUCCCAAAUUGACGCACCUAAAUCUUAAAGGGAACAAGUUCACUCAUAUGCCGAGGUGCUUCCACAAAUAUGAUAAUUUGAAAAACUUGUAUCUGGAUAAUUGCAAGCAACUGCAAGAGAUUCCUCAGCUUCCAUCAAAUAUUGGGAUCAUAAGAGCAAAUAAUUGCAGAUCUCUACAAAAACUCCCAGAUUUUUCGAGUCUCUCCAACUUCUCUGAAGUUGACUUCUCUUCAUGCUGUGGAUUAUCACGGAAAGGGUUCGAUCUGGCUGGUGUGUCAAUACUCGAGUAUCUCCGGAAGACGAGGGAACUCGACAUGCUCCUAAUUGGAGGAGAGAUGCCAGGAUGGAUUCACCAUUGUGAAGAGGGACCUAUAUCUUUCAAGGUUCCCAAGGAUCUGUAUGACAAGUUCUUAGGACUUGCACUCUGUGUGGUUCUUGGGUUGGAGGAAGGAAAAGUGGUCGGUGUUUCAUGUGAGGUCCAAAUUUUGUCAAUGGCAAAAGGGUGA